Messenger RNA from Mizuhopecten yessoensis (Yesso scallop), 1499 nucleotides. Its product is annotated as complement C1q tumor necrosis factor-related protein 5-like. The coding region runs from base 190 to 711 and encodes 173 amino acids. The transcript is spliced from 2 exons. Gene Ontology annotation, molecular function: protein binding. The record is from RefSeq and is a predicted model, not a curated record. NCBI's taxonomy places the organism in Eukaryota, Metazoa, Mollusca, Bivalvia, Pectinida, Pectinidae.
AUUGGAGAAUUGGCCCGAUUUUGACAUUUCUAUUUAAACAGUACAGAUUGAUGUCUGGCAAACUACCUCUGAUUCAUACAUCCGGGGUAUAGUAUCAUAGCUGCUGUAGGGUUUGGUGUUCGCUAAAGGUAUAAGAUAAUACAGUUGUAUUGUGUAAGGCGUUCAACCGUCUUCACACCAAUCCCCGGAAUGAUGCAUACCACAGACGUAGCAAUUGCUGUCAGUUUCCUCCUACUUAGCUCUGUUGUCCACAUCCACGCCUCAGCACUACCAGCUGUAAGAUAUGCAGUGUCCGAUGGUAUUGCUUUCACCAUUAAGGCAGGCAACGCCCACCUCGAUCCAGGGGUGGCGCACCCCAUCCAGUUCACAAACGCCAUAACAAACCAGGGCGGCUACUACGAAAACGCUACUGGCAAGUUCCUGGCGCCAUUCAGCGGGCUGUACUUGUUCAGCGCCAGCCUCUUCAACGUCUACGCUGGUAAGAAAUUGGAUACAGAUAUCGUUAUAAACGGUCGGCACACCGUGAAUGUGUACUGUAGCGCGUGGCUGGGAGACUCGGCCUGUUCUGCGUCCGUCGUCAUCAGGCUGGAGGAGGGCGACCACGCCUGGGUGGAAGACGUCAGUGGGCAGAUGGUCCACCGUGACUCCACCUUCACUGGUGUUCUCUUUAAACAGAUACUACUAACCAAUGGGACACACCGUCCACCGUGACUCCAUCUUCACUGGGGUUCUCCUUAACAGAUACUACUAACCAACGGAACACGCCGUCCACCGUGACUCCACCUUCACUGGGGUUCUACUUAACAGAUACUACUAACAAACGGGACACACCGUCUACCGUGACUCCACCUUCACUGGGGUUCUCCUUAACAGACAGAUACUAAUAACCAACGGGACACACCGUCCGCCGUGACUCUGCCCUCACUGGUGUUCUCCUUAACAGACAGAUACUAAUAACAACGGGACACACCGUCCGCCGUGACUCCACCUUCCCUGGGGUUCUCCUUAACAGAUAUUACUAACCAACGGGACACACCGUCCACCGUGACUCCACCUUCAACGGGACACAAGGUCAAACGUGACUCCACCUUCAAUGGGGUUCUCCUUAACAGAUACUACUAACCAACGGGACACAAGGUCAGCUGUGACUGCAUAUCGUUAAUUGGACUUCAAACUUUAGAUGCAACAGUUAACUUUUCCGGACGGGGGCAAUAUAUAUUGCUUUAUUUUGACUAUUUCGCAACUGUUUGGAGUCUUAUUUUUUCUAAAAUAUUUUGAAAAUAAAGUUUUAUUGAUAGCGUGUUUGUACACUUCUGUUUGCCAUGUCAUCAUUAUUAAACCCCUUACACUAUCAUUGUAAGAAGGGGGCUACGAUUAAAGGUAAUUUAGGCAGUAAAACACAUCUUUUUUCGACUACCAUUUAUUGGUUUAUCUCUUUAGCUUUUAGUAAUUUAUCUCUCAACUUGUACGGUGUUGACAAACAUAUGAUGUCGCAAUGA